Lactuca sativa (garden lettuce) is the source of this 658-nucleotide messenger RNA. RefSeq lists its product as uncharacterized. The record is from RefSeq and is a predicted model, not a curated record. Lineage: Eukaryota; Viridiplantae; Streptophyta; Magnoliopsida; Asterales; Asteraceae.
AUUAUAUUACAUCUAUCUCGUUUUAUAUAAAUAUAUACCACUUCUCUACAGUCUUUCAUACACAAAUCAUCAACUCUCUCUAUCUCUCUAAUUAACAGAAGGUGAGAAAACAUAAACAUGGGUUCUUCGACAUUGUUCAAGUCCUUGAUGCUCAUUGCUGUCUUCAUCAGCUCAUGCACAGCACAAGCUCCCACCGCCACCCCUACAGUCUCUCCAACCGCCGCCCCUACACCUGCCCCCGUCAUCACACCACCAUCUCCCGCUCCUACACCGGUUCCAUCUCCUUCUCCUUCUCCUUCACCAUCUCCAAUGGCUGUACCCUCUCCUGCACCUUCUUCUGUAUCCCCUACUACAGCUCCAUCACCGGGUGGACCUUCCGGUGCUCCAUCGCCAGGUCCCUCCACCGGACCACCAGCUGAUCUUCCACCUAGCGGCACCUUUGUUGAUGGCUGGGUCAACAGAGCUGUUAUCGCUGGGACUGCACUCGCCGGAGCAUUUUUUGCUGUUACUUUGAUGUGAAGAUGAAUGCAUGUUCUAUAUAACUAAUUAUACGGUCCACAUUUGUUUCUGUUUUUCUCUCUUUUGAGUUAGAUUCUCUUUUUCUUGUUAUUCUUCAGAUUAUCAUUCUUAUAUAUAUUACUUGUGUAUUUGUGGGUAA